This is a messenger RNA of Ceratotherium simum simum (southern white rhinoceros), 1626 nucleotides long. It is a transcript of the gene RTN4R, whose product is annotated as reticulon 4 receptor. Lineage: Eukaryota; Metazoa; Chordata; Mammalia; Perissodactyla; Rhinocerotidae. The record is from RefSeq and is a predicted model, not a curated record. Gene Ontology annotation, cellular component: external side of plasma membrane; plasma membrane. Gene Ontology annotation, biological process: positive regulation of Rho protein signal transduction. Gene Ontology annotation, molecular function: ganglioside GT1b binding; protein binding; ganglioside GM1 binding.
CCUGUCCCGCGGCCGGGCCGGGCCGGAGCGGCGACGCCUGGAUGCGGACCCGGCCGCGGGGAGACGGGCGCCGGCCCCGACGCGACUUUCGGUCCCCGACGCGCCCUACCCGACCCUUAAGAUGAAGAGGGCGUCCGCUGGAGGGAGCUGGCUGCUGGCCUGGGUGCUGUGGCUGCAGGCGUGGCAGGUGGCAGCGCCGUGCCCAGGCGCCUGUGUGUGCUACAACGAGCCCAAGGUGACAACAAGCUGCCCACAGCAGGGCCUGCAGGCCGUGCCCACUGACAUCCCGGCCGCCAGCCAGCGUGUCUUCCUGCAUGGUAACCGCAUUGCGCACGUGCCGGCCGCCAGCUUCCGCGCCUGCCACAACCUCACCAUCCUGUGGCUGCACUCGAACACGCUGGCCCACAUCGACGCUGCCGCCUUUGCUGGCCUGGCCCUCCUGGAGCAGCUGGACCUCAGUGACAAUUCGCAGCUGCGCACUGUGGACCCCGCCACGUUCCAUGGCCUGGGCCGCCUGCACACGCUGCACCUGGACCGCUGUGGCCUGCAGGAGCUGGGCCCCGGCCUGUUCCGUGGCCUGGUCGCCCUGCAGUACCUCUACCUGCAGGACAACAGGCUACAGGCGCUACCCGACGACACCUUCCGAGACCUGGGCAACCUCACACACCUCUUCCUGCACGGCAACCGCAUCCCCAGUGUGCCCGAGCGCGCCUUCUGUGGCCUGCACAGCCUCGACCGCCUCUUGCUGCACCAGAACCGCGUGGCCCGCGUGCACCCUCACGCCUUCCGCGACCUGGGCCGCCUCAUGACGCUCUACCUGUUUGCCAACAACCUCUCGGUGCUGCCCGCAGAGGCCCUGGCGCCCCUCCGUGCCCUGCAGUACCUGCGGCUCAACGACAACCCCUGGGUGUGCGACUGCCGGGCGCGCCCGCUCUGGGCCUGGCUGCAGCAGUUCCGAGGCUCUUCGUCCGAACUGCCCUGCAGCCUGCCCCUACACCUGGCCGGCCGUGACCUCAAGCGCUUGGCCCCCACCGAGCUGGAGGGGUGCACCGUGGCCAGCAGGCCCUCCCAUCCCGUCUGGAGCAGCGGGCCUGCGGACGAGGAACCCCUGGGACUGCCCAAGUGCUGCCAGCCAGACGCCACGGACAAGGCUUCGGUGCUGGAGGCCGGGAGUCCAGCCUCGGCCGGCAAUGCACUCAAGGGACGUGUACCGUCCGGCGACAGCAUGCCCAGCAAUGGCUCCGGCCCGCGGCACAUCAACGACUCCCCCUUCGGGACCCUGCCUGGCUCGGCCAAGCCCCCACUGACAGCGCUGCGGCCUGAGGACUCUGAGCCUCCCGGGCCACCCCCCACAGGCCCUCGCCGGAGACCAGGCUGCUCGCGUAAGAACCGCACGCGCAGUCAGUGCCGUCUGGGCCAGGCGGGCAGUGGGGGCGGCGGGGCCGGCGACGUGGAGGGCUCAGGCGCCCUGUCCAGCCUCGCCUGCAGCCUUGCACCCCUGGGCCUCGCACUGGUGCUCUGGACAGUGUUUGGGCCCUGCUGACUGGCCCCCAAUUGCGAGGCCUCUCUCAGUAGCCAGGUGUAUGUACAUAUGGGGUCCCCUCCAUGCCGCCAGCCAGCACCGGG